CAACCACCCCUUCCCGACAGCCUCUUCGAGCCCCAGCUCCCGCCCAGUCUGCACCGUGGCAUCAGCGGCGACAGACGUCUGGUGGUCGAGAAGCUUGGCGUUCUGGCCUAGCAGCUUUUCCAGCAGGCAUUCGCAGCUCACAGUAGAGCCCUCGGACUUUGAGAAGGAAGCCCUGCCACAGAAGGCUGUGGAAACCCGGGGCGCUUCUGCCUUUGUCCUUGGCAUUGACUCAGAAUUCUUUGAGUCCUGCUCAAACUCUGAGCUGAUCCCCCCCCCCCAGUGUUAGAUCAUAUUCUGAAAAGUGGGAGCUAUGGCUGUGUUACUACUAGAGGAUUGGUGCAAAGGGAUGGACCUGGACCCCAGGAAAGCCCUGCUGAUUGUGGGGGUCCCGGUGGAGUGUAGCGAGGCUGAAAUCAAAGAGACGGUGAAGGCAGGCUUGCACCCCCUUUGCACCUACAGGGUGCUGGGCAGGAUAUUCAGGAGGGAAGACAACGCUAAGGCGGUCUUCAUAGAAUUGGCCGACACGGUCAAUUACGCGACCAUGCCCAAUCAGAUACCGGGCAAGGGAGGCCCCUGGGAAGUGGUAGUGAAGCCCCGUAACCCAGAUGACGAGUUUAUCAAUAGGCUAAACUACUUCCUGAAAGAUGAGGGCCGCAGGAUGGCAGACGUGGCCAUCACCCUGGGCUUCGGCGCGCUGGGGGAGGGCGGAGCCUGGGGCUUGGGCCUGCUCGGGGCCCCGGCGCUGCCGCUGCUGAAGGAGAGCAUGUGGUACCGGAAACUGAAAGUGUUUUCGGGAAAUGCUGAGCCGGCGUCAGAGGACGAGAACUUUGAGGUGUGGCUGGAGCAGGUCACCGAGAUAAUGGCGCUGUGGCAAGUGUCUGAGGCCGAGAAGAGGCGGCGUCUGCUGGAGAGCCUGCGCGGCCCGGCCCUGGCCAUCAUGCGCGUGCUCCGGGCCAACGACGCGGCCCUCACCACAGAGCAGUGCCUGGACGCCCUCAAGCAGAUCUUCGGGAGCAAGGAGGACUGCAGAACCUCGCAGUUUAAGUUUCUCCAGACCUUCCCCAAGGCUGGAGAGAAAAAUUCGGCUUUCCUGCUCCGGCUGGAGCCCCUGCUGCAAAAGGCUGUGCAGAACAGCCCCUUGUCGGUGCGCAGCAGCGACACCAUCCGCCUGAAACACAUGCUGGCUCGUGCCGCCCCGACCCCCACGCUCAGGGGCAAGCUCGAGCUGCUGGAUCAGAGAGAGUGUCCCCCCACUUUCCUGGAGUUAAUGAAGCUCGUUCGUGAUGAGGAGGAGUGGGAGACCACCAUGGCGGUGACGAGGGAGAAGCAGCGGCAGGUGGGCAGGGCCCGCAGGGCCUCUGACAGACAGGCCGGGGCGGAGAGCAGCGGCCCGCCCCCGCAGGCGGUCGUGCAGGAGGGGCUGUUCCAGGACAGCAGCACCCAGACCAUCCAGAGAGGGUUGGGGCUGUCGCUCAAGCGCAGGCAGCCGUCCUGCUCCCACAGCAGCGGGGAGGAGGACCAGGGUCAGGCGGUGUGCCCCGGGGCGGAGCGCCCACCUCCGGCCAAGCAGAUGCCUCAGCCUGCAGUAGAGCAGUCGGGAAACGAGUUGGGGGCUGGGGCCAUGAGCCACCCCGAGCCCUAGAAAGCACAGGCUCACAACACUCAGAAACCCCUUCUCCCAGUGGGUUGCUGAGAGAGAUUAAGGAGGAGAGGGCGCAGUCCCCACCGACAGCAGGGGACUGGGGGGGGGCAGAGGUGGGGCAGGGAAACCAGGCCCCGCUGGUUGAGCCCCCACGCCCCCCGCUAGCUGGAAGGGACUCCAUCCCCCAAGCCCUACAUGUCUCAAUGAGGGGCCAGCACUCUGCUCCUAGGAGGGGCCGGCCCCGCAAGCGAGCAGCCACCACCUUUACAACAUGGGGAGCCCAAGCCUCAGGCGGGGCCCCCAGCAUGGCAGAGGGUGCAGCUGGGAACUCUGGCCUGGGCAUGAGCCCAGUCUUCUGGCCACCCCUAGAAACCCACCCAGUGGGAUCUGACCUAAGGAUGCCGCUGGGCCCAGAGGCCGCCUGGGGCCCUGAGGGUCCUUUUCUAGGGAUGCCUCUGCCCGAAAGGGCCAGCACCAGCCAGGAAGGGUGGCAGGGCAGGGAGGUCACACCCCGGAGGGGGGACCGCAGGAUUCAGCCUGUCUUCAGGAUCAUCUAUACCGCUCUAGGGGAGCCCCAGGAAGGCAGCACCCUCGAGCCCCUGCGCGAGUAAGAGCAGGAGACCCCAAGGCCUUGGGAGCUGGGAGAGGCUAGGGGGCAAGGGGAGCAACCGUUGAUGUGAGGGGAAGACCCUUGGGCUAGGGCCCUGGCUCGGCCUGAGUAAGCAGGGAACCUUGUUUUGGAGGAGGGGGAGGAGGCUGAGGAGGGAGGAUGGGGGUUUCGUUCUGCCAGAUCACGCAGAGCACGACACCUGGAGAGAGCAGGCGGGGGCCCGGGCCUGGCCGGCACAGCACACGCAGCAGCCGCCAAGCCACAGGCAUCCCCAAGCUUCCCCAGCAACUGGCUGGGGAGCACCGCUGAGCAGCUGCCCGGGGCUCUGCAGGCAGGGACCCCCAUGUUCCAUCCUCCGGAGCAGACUGCUCCCUGUUAGGGAAGCCCACCUGUGUCUCUGGGGCCCCAUCAAGACCGCGGCUUGUCCUUGGGGAGGGGCGUGUGCGCUUCCCGGCAGUUCCCGGCCCACGCCGCCCCAGAAGGGGCCUGUGCUCUGCCGCGCCGCCCUCUUGUCAUUGCUAUCCAGCGCGCCCUGACUGUCCCGCGGGGGCCCAGGGCACGGUCCCGCCCCGGCAUGGCGGCAGGACGGGCUGGGGGCGGCCUCA
Talpa occidentalis (Iberian mole) is the source of this 2857-nucleotide messenger RNA. It is a transcript of the gene PNMA5, whose product is annotated as PNMA family member 5. Lineage: Eukaryota; Metazoa; Chordata; Mammalia; Eulipotyphla; Talpidae. The record is from RefSeq and is a predicted model, not a curated record.